AAACGCUUCGGCCGCCCCUGUCAUGGAGCAUUCAGACAGGAUUAGAAUCAGCCCAGCAGCAGUUGCCUCUUCUGACGAGUGGAUGCUGCGUCUCUUCCCCAAACCUGGCCAACCCUCCGCUUUCUGUUCCGAGUCAAACCGCGCGAACACCUGCCAGUGACACCGUCGGAGCAGCCUUUCAUCUGGGACCUUAUUGCACACAUUGCCCGGCUGUGUAGGACUUGCCCGGCUGCUGACGGGCUGCGGCGGGACACAAUGAGGAUUGGCCUCGGUGUCAUAUCCCGCAGCCCUGCCCGCUCGGGGCUUUUAUGGCCUCAGUAUGUUAGCUAGCUAACGGAUUCCUUUAUGACCUGUAAGCCUUGGGUUGUUUAGGCAUGCUAAAGGAUUUCAUGAACAGCAAACAUGAGGUUUAUCUUGGCUUGACUGGAACAAUGCGAAAGGAAGCGCGGCGGGUAUGGUACCACCGCUUGCGUUUAGAAUACCAAGGCUGGGAAUACUAGGCUGAAUGGGGAUGAACCCACAUCCCGUGCUGCUACUCGGAGCUUUUGUAAAAAAAAAAAAAUACGGAGACAUGACAUGCACCAGAAAAAAGAGGAAACGCAGCGGUGGGCUCUUUAAACCCUUUGCUUUAUGAAGGGAGUCCGCAACAGGCUUCCGAAAAGCCCCUUUUACGAAGAUUUGGACCAUUGGCACAGUUACACCGUCAGGUGCUGCUUCUUAUUUACCACUUGUUUCUAGCUAUUCGUCUUUGUGUGUGAACAGCCAGGUGGAGCCCACACUUUAUGUGGACUGCAACAGCCUGUCAUAGUGUGGAGGACAAGCAGCCCACAGCAGGCCCCUGGAGAGGACAUAAUACACCAACAAAGGGACUGUGCUCGACAUGGGGCGAUGUGGAUUGAGGUGUUCCUGUUCUUUGUGAACUGUGGAAAGGAAGCAACCACGAGGACGAAGGAACGGAUAGCCGACGGAGGAGGCGGGGGAGUGGUGGCUUUGGUGUUUAAAGAAACGCUGGUAUGGGUGGGGGAGCAUUCGGGAUGGCUAAUGGAAACGAGAGCAGUGAAGGGCCUGCUGGGCCCAUGGCAGCAGUAGUAGCUACCGCAGAAGGAAUGGUAACAGAGAGUCCUUCCUCGGCUGUCUCUACCUAUAUUAAACUGGUGCUACUAGGGCUGAUCAUUUGCAUCAGCCUGGUGGGCAACCUGGUGGUGUCUCUGCUCGUACUGCGGGACCGGGCCCUGCAUAAGGCACCUUACUACUUCCUGCUGGACCUGUGCCUAGCAGACACCAUUCGCUCAGCCAUCUGUUUCCCCUUCGUGCUGGUGUCUAUAAAGAACGGCUCGGCCUGGACCUACAGCGUGCUGAGCUGCAAAGUGGUGGCCUUUAUGGCAGUCCUCUUCUGCUUCCAUGCCGCCUUUAUGCUGUUCUGCAUCAGUGUAACACGCUACAUGGCCAUUGCACACCACCGCUUCUACUCAAAGAGAAUGACAUUCUGGACAUGUGUGGCAGUGGUGUGCAUGGUGUGGACACUGUCUGUGGCAAUGGCUUUCCCGCCAGUUUUUGACGUGGGCACCUACAAAUUUAUUCGUGAGGAGGACCAGUGCAUCUUUGAGCAUCGCUACUUCAAGGCUAAUGAUACACUAGGCUUCAUGCUAAUGCUGGCUGUGCUCAUUCUAGCCACACAUGUUGUCUACAUGAAGUUGCUUCUCUUUGAGUAUAAGCACCGUAAGAUGAAGCCUGUUCAGAUGGUGCCGGCCAUCAGUCAGAACUGGACCUUCCACGGACCUGGGGCUACUGGCCAAGCGGCCGCCAACUGGAUUGCGGGCUUUGGCAGGGGCCCAAUGCCGCCAACUCUGCUGGGAAUCCGGCAAAACUUGCACAACCAGAACCGGCGCCUAUUGGGCAUGGAGGAAUUCAAAGUGGAGAAACAGCUUGGCAGGAUGUUCUACGUGAUCACGCUGCUUUUCUUGGUGCUCUGGUCUCCCUACAUAGUGGCUUGCUAUUGGAGGGUGUUUGUCAAGGCUUGCACAAUACCACACAGGUACCUUUCCACCACUGUGUGGAUGAGUUUCGCCCAAGCUGGGGUCAACCCCAUUGUCUGUUUCUUCCUUAACAAAGACUUAAAGAAAGGGCUCCUUUCCCACCUACCAGCCUGCUGCAGGACUAAACCUCAUCUGCCACGAGAGCCUUAUUGCGUCAUGUAAGCAGAGAUGAUGAUCUAAACCUGGAGAAAUAACAAGGGACAGGAAACACCUGUGUUGGGGGAGUGUUUGCUUGAGCUAUUGUGGCGUUUUAUGAAAUGCAAGCUACUUGUAAGCAAUGGGUUUGAACUAGUUAGUGUAUUGGUUAAAACACUGGAAUGGUAAGCAUAUAAUUCCAUCUCCCAACCCCUUUUCACUUAAACAACAGCAUACAUGGAGUCAGACCUUCUGAUAACAAGAGAAAAAUUCUUUAAUAGCAAAACCAACACAUUCUCACUCCCCUUUUGUAAAAUACGGACGCUUGGCCAGUUGCCUUUGUUGUUGUUACUGACGCUAAAAGUCCUUGGUCCAGACUAUUGGCGUCCCUUUUGAUGCGGUUAGGUUAAGGAAAAGCUUGUGGGUGGGCUUAUGGUUCUGUGACUCGCGGGAAUAACACAAAGGUUACACACCAACCUCCCUACGUCGAAUUUCCCCCUUACAUACUACUUGCUAAACCCCGUCAAGAUGCUGCUGUUCCCACUACGUUCUACAAACACGCCGAAGUCGGCUUUUUUUCGUCCCAUCAGACAUGGACAGCCACUGUCCAAACGUCCAUAUUCUACGACUUCAGAGUGAGAACAGGUUGGCAAAACCUGCAGGUAAUAAUGCAGUUAUUGAGGAAACCAAGCCAGCCAAAACAGCCACAUACAAAUUACAUAAUUGCUUAAAUGAGAAUAUAUAAAUUGCCAAUUAGAAAAAUAUCUUGGAUUAACACAAAAAAUAUUUGAGUUAGUUUUGGUGAAAAAAAGAUUACUGAAAAGAAGCAACUUUUCUAGACUAAAUCUACAUUUUACUAACAUGUCGGACAGGGGUGGAACGGUACACAGAAGUCACGGCUCGUGCCGUACCUCGGUUCAGACAUCACGGUUCGGUACGAGUUUGGUACAAUGGGAGGAAAAGCAAAACAAAAAUGCAGAAGGCACUUUUUUUUACUGUUUAUGUCUCAGGCUCUACCCUCUAGCGUAAUAUAGUCUCUCCCCUGAGUAUUUAAAGUAAGAUUUAAACAGUAAACAAUAAGUACCUCACAUCAUCUCCAGACUCUGUCUGGAACUUGUUAACAAAAUCAGACAAUCAGCUAUAAACUAAAAUAGUAUUAUAUAGUAUAUAUAUGGAGCAGAGAGGAGAGGGCGCCGCCACAAGAGAGAAAUACCGUGCGUGCUGGACAAUACUGGCAUCUUUUCCAAAGAAGGUCGCCAGAUAUGUCGCUAGUUUCUUAAAAAAUUUUUUUUUGCAAUGGGGGUCUGAAAAGUAACUAAAUCUUGCGACAUCACUAAGAUGGUAAGACUUAGUGCUGCUAUCUUUGACUCACUAAAACUGCAUACAUAGGCGGAGCUCGGCUACAUACGGCGCACCAAUCAGAGCUAAGGAAGGGCUACAGAUUAGGUGUCCCUGAAGAACCUGUGUAUCUAACAGUAGUUCCACAUUACAUUAGUUCUGUUCUACAUUAAGUUUUAUUUAUUUUUAUACCAUGUAUUCUCCAUGUAAAAUGACUGACCGAACCGUGACGCCCGUACCAUUUUUGUUCAAUAUGAAUACAUGUACCGUUCUACCCCUAACAGGUACUUUUUUUAGUACCGCCUCAGUCGAGGUUCCAGGUGAGCUGAGGCAAUACCAAAAGGUUACGUGAAAACCAGUAGACUGCUAAUUGGUUGAAGAGAAUCAUCACUACUAACUGCCUCAUCAUUGCUAGCGACAGUCCUGAACAAAAUAUUUAAAUAGUUAGACAGCGUUUUUUUUUUGCUGCCUCAAGCUUCUUUUAAAACUAAAUUUGUCUUCUGGUAAACAGCCCCAUGCCGAGAUUCAAAAGCAACACACCUUCAACGUUGUAUGUGUGUGUGUGUGUGUGUGUGUGUGUGUGUGUGUGUCGCGUAAGUCACGGCAGUUUCCUGCCAUGACGACCAGCCAUGACUCGCCACACACAUGAGGCGGUACUAAUCUGCAAUGGAAAAAAGAGGACGGGGCACCGCGGUCAAGUCAAGACGAGUCGAGCAGGUACCAUUAUUGGAAAAACGCCAUAAGUCUGUUUCUCUCUGCCGUUGUUUUUCACAUAGACGAUAACAGACAUUAGUUAAUGUUAGUGCUUGUUUGAGCAGAUCUCUGCCGACAUAACGUCAGGUAAGAUAACUUUAAAGGGCCCAUGGUAUGAAAAUGUAACUGUAUGAGGUUUUUAACAUUAAUACACAUUCCCCCAGACUGCCUAUGGUCCCCUAGUGGCUAGAAAUGGAUAGAGGUGUAAACCAAGCCCUGGGUAUCAUGCUCUGCCUUUGAGAAAAUGAAAGCUCAGAUGGGCCGAUCUGGAAUCUUUCCCUUUAUGAGGUCAUAAGGGUUACCUCCCCUUUCUCUGCU
Etheostoma spectabile (orangethroat darter) is the source of this 4580-nucleotide messenger RNA. It is a transcript of the gene gpr173, whose product is annotated as G protein-coupled receptor 173. Lineage: Eukaryota; Metazoa; Chordata; Actinopteri; Perciformes; Percidae. Gene Ontology annotation, biological process: G protein-coupled receptor signaling pathway. Gene Ontology annotation, cellular component: plasma membrane. Bases 1014 to 2198 code for a protein of 394 amino acids. Gene Ontology annotation, molecular function: G protein-coupled receptor activity. The transcript is spliced from 2 exons. The record is from RefSeq and is a predicted model, not a curated record.